CGCCCAAGUUCAUUUUGUAUCUGCUGGUGAUUGGUUAACAGUAUUACUCGCAAACCACCAUUUAGAAUCACUCACCGAAAUACUAAUCAACAGGCGUCCGGUAUCACGUGGAAUUGCGUGCAGCUUAGCCGUCAGUUGAUUGGCCACGUUGUUGACCGAGUGUGUUGAGAGCACACCAGUUUAGUUGAUGUUCACGAAUUAUGUAGCGUGGUGGAUCCUAAACAUGGAUUUUGUACAUACGGCUUUAACUCAGAUUUUAAUGAAUCUAUUUCAAAUAUACGAUCUGGUACGGACAAAGGAUGAUAGCAAGCUUCCGCCUCGGACGAUGCCGAAAUUCAUGGCUCUCUUAUAUGAUGGGCUCGUAUGCAAAGAAUCACCUUUACCCGAAUUACUUUUUCUCGUAAAAUCAAUCCAUAGCAAUUUUGCGCAACGUGAACAGAUACGAAACAGCUGGGGUAAUCCGAUGUGUGCCAAAUCAACCGGGAUGAUUUCGCGAACCUUGUUUCUACUCGGUCAACUCAAAGACAAAAAUGCCAGUCGGGAAUCAACUGUAUUGCAGCAAAAUUUGGAAUUGGAGCAAACAAAAUACCAUGAUAUUGUUCAGUUUGAUUUUGUGGACUCCUACGCCAACAACACCUACAAGAUUCUUUCUGCAAUGGAAUUUGUAUCCUCGGAAUGUCCGAUGGCUCGUUUUGUAGUCAUAUUGGACGACGACUUCUUGGUUCACCCCGUUAACCUGAUCAAGACAAUAAAUCAGGUGACCGAAUUCCAGUAUCCCAUUUAUAUUGCUGGUGAUGUGAUAAGCUUAGCUCAGCCACGUCGAUCCCCUUUUUCAAAAUGGUAUGUACCCUACAAUGCAUAUCCCUUUUACAUCUAUCCAGACUAUCCUACCGGCGGUACAAUCAUUAUUAGCAUGCCUAUGGUAAAACUGCUGUCCACUGUUAUGCCGUACACAGCAUACCUGUAUAUUGACGACGUUCUGCUCGGAAUAAUAUUACAUAAAUUGGGCAUUAAUCCAGUACAUCUGGAUGGAAUACACUUGUUUGCCAAACCUAGCUACACAACUGACCAAAAUUUCAUCUCAGCUCACGGAUAUAGUUCUCCCGAGCAACUGCGCCAAGGGUGGUCACUACUGAAUUUACAGUCCAAAUGUGAACAAAGAUGA
Molecule: messenger RNA, 1165 nt
Organism: Opisthorchis viverrini
Lineage: Eukaryota; Metazoa; Platyhelminthes; Trematoda; Opisthorchiida; Opisthorchiidae
Exons: 2
Coding region: 188-1165 (325 amino acids)
Cellular component (GO): membrane
Molecular function (GO): UDP-glycosyltransferase activity; hexosyltransferase activity
Source: RefSeq, a predicted model, not a curated record